Molecule: messenger RNA, 381 nt
Organism: Hydatigera taeniaeformis
Lineage: Eukaryota; Metazoa; Platyhelminthes; Cestoda; Cyclophyllidea; Taeniidae
Source: the annotation of a GenBank genome assembly
AUGGAUAAUGAUGGUGGUGAUGAUGAUGAUGAUGAUGAUGUCUCCGCCAUGGUGGCAUUGGUGAAACAUCAACAACAACAACAACAAUGUCCACUAACAGGCUCGAAGCACGCCAGCACCAACACCACCAGUGGUAGCAGCAGCAACCCAUAUGGGAAUGUGGCUGACGCCUCCACUCAACUGACGACUGCCAGUGCACCUGCACUCAACGUGAGUGAGAUUGCACCAAAAGUGGUGCAACGUGCACAAGGUGCACAGCAUGCUGCCAGUCCACAGAUCCCUCCACCACCACCACCAUCACCACCUACAAUUAGUGAGAGCGUCAGACAUGAGGUGAAGAAGCCAAUUCGACGAAACGGUCCAUCAACGGAUAGGCAGUGA